Molecule: messenger RNA, 1165 nt
Organism: Lobosporangium transversale
Lineage: Eukaryota; Fungi; Mortierellomycota; Mortierellomycetes; Mortierellales; Mortierellaceae
Exons: 7
Coding region: 39-1124 (361 amino acids)
Molecular function (GO): dioxygenase activity
Source: RefSeq, a predicted model, not a curated record
UUUUUUUUUUCUCUUUGAACCUCCGUCUCACAUUCAAUAUGGUCCAACUAACUCCUCAAGCUACAACUGAUCUCCUGCCCAUCAUUGACUUGGGUCUCUACCUCCAGAAUCCCGAUUCACCAGAAGCCAUUGAAGAAUGCAAACGAGCUUCAGAUGCCAUCCGCGACUAUGGCGCAUUAAUCGUCAAGGACCCCCGCGUGACAGAGAAGGAGAAUAAUGAUUUCAUUGACAUGAUGGAGGAUUACUUUGACCAGCCAUACGAUGUCAAACUCAAGGACUCCAGACCCGAGUAUGGUUAUCAGGUCGGAGUUACUCCCGAACUGACUGAGGAUCCCAAAUGCCCAAAGGAUCCUCACUGCACUGAUAUCAUUGAUCAUAUUCCUGAAGCCAACAGACCCUUGGAAUUCCAUGGUCCUGAUCCCAAAUGGCGCUUCUUCUGGCGCAUUGGUGAACAACCUCCUACCACUCAGUUCCCUCGUCUCAAUGCUGAGCCCGUUGUCCCUGAAGCAUUCAAAGAUGUUUGGGCCAAGACUAUGGAUGCAUGGGGUAAUACUCUCCACAAGGCAGUUUUGGGCUUGGCUGAGAUGAUUGCAGUCGGAUUUGGAUUGCCCAAGAAGACCUUUGUUGAUAUGGCUCAAUAUGGUCCUCAUUUGCUUGCACCAACUGCCAGCGACUUGAACAAGUAUGGCAAAGUUGGCGCUGUUCUUGCUGGGUUCCAUUACGACCUCAACUUUUUAACCAUCCAUGGCAAGUCACGUUACCCUGGGUUGAAUAUUUGGCCACGCAACGAGUCCGAGAAGCUUGCAGUCCGAGUUCCUGAUGGCUGUCUCUUGGUACAGGCAGGCAAGCAACUAGAAUGGUUGACCGGUGGAGUGGUUCAAGCUGGAUACCAUGAGGUGAUUGUUAAUGAGGCUACGGCGCGUGUUAUUGAGAACAAGACCAAUGAUAGGCCACUUUGGAGAAUUUCGUCCACAUUCUUCUUGCACAUUGCGUCAGAUAAUGUUCUGAGACCACUCGAGGGCGUGUUUGAUACGGAGGAGGCACGUCUAGCUAAAUAUCCCAAGAUCCAUACGGGUGAUCAAGUUAGAAAGGAGCUUGGAUUGAUUUCACUUUUGGAGAAGUAAUAUGAAUAAAAAGUAGUUUGAUAGAAGAGAAAAAAGUUAAA